AUGAGGCAGGCCACAGGGGACCCAGUGUCGGUGUUUGUCUACGAGGUAAAACCCAACGCGGAUGAGCAGACACAAGCGGCCAAGUCAGCGUUCAAGCGGCUCAAGACCCUCCGGCAUCCCAACAUCCUGUCCUACAUCGACGGCUUGGAGACAGAGAAAUGCCUGCACGUGGUGACGGAGCCUGUGACGCCCCUGAACAUAUACCUUCAAGCCAGAGCAGAGGCCGGAGGCAUCAGUGAGCUGGAGAUCUCCUGGGGGCUGCAUCAGAUUGUGAAGGCGCUGAGCUUCCUGGUGAAUGACUGCAGCCUGAUCCAUGGCAAUGUGUGCAUGGGGGCCGUCUUCGUGGACCGUGCGGGCGAGUGGAAGCUGGGGGGCCUGGACUACAUGCACUCAGCCCAGGGCGAGGGGCCCCCUCCCCACCGGACCAGCCCCGACCUGGAGCGCUAUGACCCCCCCGAGAGUGCCGACAGCACUAAGGGCACUGGGGAGAAGUGGUCAGCUGACAUGUGGCGUCUCGGCUGCCUCAUCUGGGAGGUGUUCAAUGGGCCCCUCUCUCGCCCAAGCUGCCUGCGCUCACUGGGCAAGAUCCCGAAGUCCUUGGUGCCGCAUUACUGUGAGCUGGUGGGCGCCAACCCUAAGGUGCGGCCCAACCCUGCCCGGUUUCUACAGAACUGCCGCAGCCCUGGUGGCUUCAUGAGCAACAGCUUUGUGGAGACCAACCUUUUUCUGGAGGAGAUCCAGAUCAAAGAGCCCACGGAGCGUCAGAUGUUCUUUCAGGAUUUGAGCGACCACCUUGACACCUUCCCGGCAGAUUUCUGCCGUCACAAGAUUCUGCCCCAGCUGCUGACAGCUGUGGAGUUUGGGAGUGCUGGUGCUGUUGUGCUCACCCCACUCUUCAAGGUGGGGAAACUCCUGGGAGCUGAGGAGUACCAGCAGAAGAUCAUCCCCAUCAUCGUCAAGAUGUUCUCAUCCCCUGACCGUGCCAUGAGGAUCCGGCUUCUGCAACAGAUGGAGAACUUCAUCCAGUACUUGACGGAGCCUGUGGUCAACACCCAGAUCUUCCCCCAUGUGAUGCAUGGCUUCCUGGACACCAACCCCGCCAUCCGCGAGCAGACAGUCAAGUCAAUGCUGCUGCUGGCACCGAAGCUGAGUGAGAGCAACCUGAACGUGGAACUGAUGAAGCACUUUGCCCGGCUGCAGGCCCGUGAUGAACAGGGCCCCAUCCGCUGCAACACCACCGUGUGCCUGGGCAAGAUCGGGCCCUACCUCAGCGCCUCCACCAGGCAGAGAAUCUUGAUCUCUGCCUUCAGCCGAGCCACCAAGGACCCGUUCGCCCCUUCCCGGGCUGCGGGUGUCCUGGGCUUUGCCGCCACGCACAACUUCUACUCGCUGUCUGACUGCGCCUUCAAAAUCCUGCCUGUUCUCUGCACCCUGACCGUUGACCCCGAGAAGACCGUCCGGGACCAGACAUUCAAGGCCAUUCGCAGCUUCAUGAUCAAGCUGGAGGCCGUUUCCGAGGACCCGUCUCAGCUCGCAGAGCUCGAGAAGGACGUGCACGCAGCUUCUACCAGCCCUGGGAUUGGGGCCGCCGUGAGCUGGGCUGGCUGGGCUGUCACAGGCGUCUCCUCCCUCACCUCUAAGCUUAUCCGGACCAAUGCCGGGACCCCAGUGGAACAGGCAGAGGCACCCGCAGGGGGUGCCGUUCCAGAGCCCCCCAAACCUGAAGCUGAGAGUGUCCCUGCCCCAGCGAUGUCGCCUGCCUCGCCCAGCCACUGGGAAGAGCCCAGAGAGGAAGAGGAGAGCUCAGUGGACAGAUGGGAUGAUGAAGACUGGGGCAGCCUGGAGCAGGAGACGGAACAAAGCAGAGGCCAGAGCAGCCCUGAUGCCUGGAAUACCCCUGGCUGGGUGGAGGCAGCCACGGUGCCCAAAACUUCUGGAGCCAGGCGGGCCAUCAGCUCGUCCAGGAGGCCAGACACCGAUUGGACCAGCUCUGGCUGGGAAGCAGAUGCAGCCUGGAGCCGGGAGAAGGGCCCCCAGGCUCCCAGCUCCCUGGGGGAAGACGGCUGGGAUGUGGAGGGGGAUUUUGGCACCCCAAAGUCUGCUCCCACACCCUCUGCCCCACCUGCGGGGACCCGGCUGGCCAGCGAGUAUGACUGGGGUAGCACAACCGCCACUGAGACACCUGACCCCUUCUUCUCUAUUGCCUCAACCCAGAAGCCGACGGCUGAUGGCCAGAAAAGCACCGACACGUGGGGCUCGGACGCUGGUGGGGACUGGGGCACUGAGGACGCCUGGGAGUCUCUGGAUGCCGAUCACGGGCUCAGCAAGGCCGAGCUGGCCCGGAAGAAGCGCGAGGAGCGGAAGAAGGAGCUGGAGGCCAAGCGGGCUGAGAAGAAGGCGGCACGGGGGCCCAUGAAGCUGGGAGCCAGGAAACUGGACUGAUGGGGGACCCUCUCCCUUUGCUCCCUGGGGUCUUCCUCCAUAGCUUCUACAUCUGCUCCUAAAGUCUCUGUGUGUCCAGCCAGGGAGCCCUGCGUGAGCACAGCUGCCGGGAGGCCUCAGGGUGAAUGAAGGUUUCCCCGCUCGCGCUCAGCCCCUUCCCCAACAUGUUUCCUGGUUGGGGUUUGGGGGGGGUGUCUUCGGCCUGGGGCUACCUGGUCAGAGCGUGGGGUAUUUAUUCUGCCCAGGCCGGGGGUCAGGGAGGGGCUGCUUUGCCUUCUGCACCUGCCCUGACAGUUCUUCUUGUACGUAAGGGGAAUAAACGGCCUGUGUCUGAGGAUGUGUCCUGGGCACGGAGAGUGGGGUGUGGGGCUCCCACCAACGCUCUCACUACCCUCCCCUGCCUGUAUAUCCCAGCAUGCCAUGGUCUGGCCUUCGAUGGUCCAGAUGUGGUGGGUGGAGUGGGUGCACCCCCAGGCUGCGGUCUAGGCUGGGCACCCUAUGGCUUGGAGGCCCAUUCCUGGCCCUUCUCACGGCAGUGCUCCUCAGCUCCAACCUCCUGUAAGUAAUUAUCUUGCCUGUGGCACCCUUGCCCACCCUUCCCCCUUUCCCACCUCCUGCUCUUCAGCCCUCUCUGCACAUUUGUCCUCUGGGCUGGUCCUUGGGGCUGUUGAACCUGCGUCCCUUGAUCCUGGGACUGAGACAGAAUCAUUCACACCCACCCCCUUCUCUCCCCCCCUGACAACAGCCCGUGAGCAGUAGAGCUCCAGGGUCAGGGCUAGAGGGCCUGCGGUAAGUGCCCAGGGCAAAGGGAAGCGAUGACUGGCAGGUGUGUAGAAGUGUUGGCCUUAGGAAGGUGGGGCAGCCCCUGGGUGCUGCUUACCCUGGGGCAGGUUUACCCCGGGGACACAACAGGCUUCUGGUGGGCUUGGAGGUCCGGGGCUGAGCCAGAGGGCGCUGUGCCCUCGAGCAGAGGGGCUCAGUCCCUGACCUGUGGCCCGUGGGGUCUAUGGGACAGGUGCUCAUGUGGCACGUGGAGGCAUUCUUGUAUUGCAAGUCAAUAAUAAAUCCCUGUCCACUU
Alligator sinensis (Chinese alligator) is the source of this 3520-nucleotide messenger RNA. RefSeq names its product SCY1 like pseudokinase 1 (gene SCYL1). The transcript has 18 exons. Gene Ontology annotation, biological process: protein phosphorylation. The record is from RefSeq and is a predicted model, not a curated record. Bases 1 to 2442 code for a protein of 813 amino acids. Gene Ontology annotation, molecular function: ATP binding; protein kinase activity. NCBI's taxonomy places the organism in Eukaryota, Metazoa, Chordata, Crocodylia, Alligatoridae.